Molecule: messenger RNA, 5371 nt
Organism: Spirodela intermedia
Lineage: Eukaryota; Viridiplantae; Streptophyta; Magnoliopsida; Alismatales; Araceae
Source: the annotation of a GenBank genome assembly
AUGGGGGAGUGGGUUGUUGGGGCGUUCAUCAACCUAUUUGGUAGCAUUGCCAUCAACUUUGGGACCAACCUUUUAAAACUCGGACAUGAUCAGGUAAAUUGUGCUUUCCCCUUCUCUGCAUACAUGUGCUGACGAAUUGAUUCAAAGUCAGGAUCUAUGAAGGAUAUGGAAACAUAAAAUAACCGCUUGAUCUAGUAUUCUUUCCUUGCGUGCGGAAAACGCGGAUCUCACCCAUAGAUAAGAGCAUGAAUGUCUACAUGAAAGUAUAGUCAAUAUCCCAUCGACUACACAAAUAUGCUGUCUGUCCCUAAUCCGUUUGGGGAGCGGGAUGGAGUCUCUAAAUUCCUGAUUUAUGUGAGAUAAAAGUUCCUAGGCUACAAUUCUUGAUUAGAAGAAAACCCACCCAGACGAUCAAAGGUGUCAUAAACCGAGUCUCCUUGAUAACUAAAAAUCACAGACGAUUGGGAGAGCAAGAUGGAGAAUCGUGCAAAAAAAAAAGACAGUUAUUACUUUACUUGAUAGAUCAAAGAUAGGCUGCGUGUUUUUAUUUGGGUCUUUUAUUCUCCACCUGAUCCUAUGCCAGUCAUGAUACUACAACAGGUCCUCGUGGAUCAGUUUUAUCUAAAAAAAUUGGAAUUUCCACGGUUGUUUCUUUCAACAUUCUACUCCCGCCUCGACAGAUGCUGGAAAUCCAACAUCCCAAUAUUAAAUGGGAGAGUUUCAUGUGUCAUAUAGAAAAGUAUUCCUCUGAUUUAUCUGUUAGCGAUGAUAGCUCCCCUGGUAAUGAUCUGCCAAAAAUCUAAUCCAAACUUCUUUCUCUUCUGAAUAACAUUAUCGACGUUAAAAAAUUCGCUGAUCUGAAAGUGAAACUUCAGCUCUUGAAAUCUGCGCUCUAAAGCCACACUUUCUCACUGUUUUGCUUUUGCUUCUGGCUGAAACACAUAAUAAUUUUGCAGGCCUAAAAAGGCAUCCCUUGUCUGAAUUUUAUUCUCAGAAAGAUAUGGACAGCACUUUCCUCCCUCUCAAAAACCCUUCACCGUCACUAACCGUCAAAGCCAAAGUUCAUACUUCAUUGCUCAUUUUUUCAGUAUCACCUGUUUGCUGCCCUCCUCAUAGUUUCCUAAUUUUUUUCUUUAAUUAUUCUUGGUACUUGUUGGCUACUUCUCAAAUAUCAACCCUUCUACUGUUAGAUCGUAUUGGACAGCGUGUUGACUCAGUUAUUUGAAGCGUCACCCGAUAUCAUGUGCCUCAAAUCCGUCACUCUGUAAAAUGCAUCCUGUUUCUUUUUCCCAGGUUUUCAGCAGAUUAGUGUGAUUUUUUCCUUUUUCAACUUCCUAACCGCUUUUUGGUAAAUUCUGCAGUAAUUGGAGACAGAAAAUUGUGGACAUUUCCCUGAAUUUUCAUCACGAAUUCCAUGAAUUCUUAGCAAAGGUUUUCGUUUUUUCUUAGCCUCCAGUCCAAAGUUUUAGCAACUUGCUGACCAAGAUCAUAUUACUUGUUACAUUUUUUUUCACCUAUGCUCUUAUCGGCCAAUUGUAUGGCACUAUGCCAUCUUAGGCUGCAAUGGAACGCAUCUAUGAAUUGCGUCAAGGUUUCCCGAAGAGAUCCCUUCCCUGUACUCAAUUUUUCCUGGUUAUAAGACCAGAAAAUGGUCAAAACGAGCUAUAUACAGUUGGUUAUUUUUAUUCUACGUCUUACGAGUCUUCAUUCAAAGGUGUAUGUUCUGUACUUUUCACCUUCAUAUCUUGGAGAUUGUCAUGCGCUAUUUUUGUUGUCUUUUGCAUUGGAGUGAAACACUUAAUGCUGUUGCAGCGAGAAAGGCUUUCUAUGCUGGGCGGUGACGGAAGCAACAGGGUUGCAUUAAAGCCAAUUAUACAUUUUCACACGUGGAGAGUUGGUGAUGUUCUAAAUUACUCUCUUGCUGGUGAAGACACACUUGGCGUUAUUUUGAAAGAAUCUGAUCCCAGAGGAUUAACCUGCAGGAAUUCUCUUCUUUGUUCUCGGGAAUUGCCUCAACUUCAUUUCUUUUGGAUAUGCUGCGCAGGCAAGUAGUAAUACAUCAUUGCUAUCACGCAUUCCACUGGACUGAGUUAGUACUUCCUUAUUAACGUAAAUUCUUGUCAUUAUGCCUGAUGGGACGCCGUAAAGCCGCUGUCAGUUACCUUAGUGGACCUUGCAAAUAUUUUUUUUCUUUGCUAAACUUUUAAAUUUGAAGAGGCCUAUAGUAAAUAUGGGCAAGAUUCCGGCAGAUAUGAUCCAUGAGGAGCGUUUGCCAGUUUGAUGGCUGGUUACUUGUCAUGCAAUUUCCCCAAUGGAUAACACAGACUCUAGGAAUCAGAAUCCUAGAGAUAGAUAUUUUUUUGUUCGAGACUGGAUUUUAGAGGAAUAGAUAACAGAAAUCAAAGAACCGGCAGCUUUGAAUAUCAGAUUUAUCUAUGAGGAACACAUUUACCCAUUAACUUCUAUGCCGCAAGCGCUGGAACAGGCGAAAAAAUUACAAUUUAUUCGGUUCAUCUUUAGCAUACUAAUUACAUAUAACGUGGCAACACUGUGUUGUGCCCACAUUGAAUGAGAACGUGCUGCGUUAUUGACUUGAUUCAUCUGAUUUUCCUUCAUCUACUGCUCAUAACGAGUGUUGGGUCGAGCUAAUUUAUGCUAUCAAGUUUUUUAACGUCUCAUUAGAUAUUUGUGUGGAUAGUGGGUGGCUAGGCCCCUUUUUUUUGUAUUUUAGAUGGUCUCUCUCCACCAGGGACCCUUUUAUUCAAUUUUAAGGCGAAGCUGAGCAUUUUGAACAUUUAUUUGAUCUGACAGUGUAAAGACAGGUUUUUUUUUUUUUCUCAAUUAAAUUCGUUUACACAUUCGUUCACCUCUUUUUGCAGUCGCUCCUCGCGGCCCUGGGAUCCGUUCAAUUCGUGUCUAAUAUUGCAUUCUCCUAUUUUGUCUUGACCAAGAUGGUAACAGUCAAGUGAGCCCAUCUGUAAAUCACAAAUCGUUUUGCUUAGUGGACUUUGCAUCUUAGACUGAUCCUUCAUCUGUUGAAUGGAUGAACUAAUGGAUGAAACAAUCUUCUUUUCAGGGUUAUGAUUGCAACAGCCUUUAUUGUUUUCGGCAACGUUUUCCUCGUUUCAUUUGGCAAUCACCAGUCUCCUGGUAUCAUCAUCAUCCUUGCUUGCGUAUAUUUGCAUCAGCAGCCCUUGCAACGGGGCAUUGCCAUUAUAUGACACUAUCUUUUGUGAGGACGACAACAGCGUUCUACAUGUAAACGAGCCAAUAGAUGAUUUUUGGUAGAUUUUCUUUUCAUGCUUGUCCAUAUUUUCCAGUUUUCACACCGGAGCAGCUAGCGGAGAAGUACAAGAAUCUCGUCUUCCUUCUUUACUGCUUAACUUUGGUGCUGGUAGUAGCAGUGAAUCACUACAUUUACAGGUAAACGUGUUACUUACCGCUGGAUGGAUACUCAUGACCUCUCAGUCCGCGUCCCACCCACGUCACAAGAUUUCUCUGUUCUCGGGAAGAUCUUCCAUAAUUUCAUCGAUUUCUUAAGAUUCUAGCCGCUGCGGCAACUCCCUCCUCUGACGAUCGAUACUAUGUGAAUCAUCAUCAACAGGAAAGGUGAAAUCUCUGUUUCAGCCUCCAGCCCCGAGUUCAGCCCGUAUUGGCACACGCUGCUGCCCUUCUCCUAUGCCAUAGUCUCCGGUGCAGUGGGCUCAUGCUCCGUCUUAUUUGCCAAAUCUCUGUAAUCCCCUACUCUCCUCUCGGAAUGAUGCAGUUUCUGGUACCCUCUAAGAUAUAUAUGUUAAGAUAUUUAUAUAUAUAUAAAGUUAAAUCCCAAUUCUUGCCACCUAUUGGCUUUUAUUUCAGGUCAAAUAUGCUGAGACUGACGAUGUCAAGCAGUUACCACUUGCACAGCUGGUUCACCUACUCCAUGUUUCUCCUGUUUCUCAGUACAGCAGGAUUUUGGGUAAUGCAUUUUGAUAAUAUACGCUGAUUGCCUUGAAUCAAGCAGUGACCGGCCCGGCCACCUGCUUAAUGUUUUCGUGCUAGAUCAUUUAUUUGUUUAUUUAUUUUAAAAAAAUCCAUCUUCCACAGAUGGCGAGGCUGAACGAGGGCCUGUCGCUGUUCGAUGCAAUCCUCAUCGUCCCCAUGUUCCAGAUUUCUUGGACCUUCUUCUCUAUCUGCACGGGAUUCGUCUACUUUCAGGAGUACCAGGUGGGGACCAGUCAAGUCCUUUUCCUCCCUCCCCGCACGAGUUCAUCUCGCAGAGACCCUAUCUUACUGCUUACUUGCUUCUGGAAAUUAUUAUUAUUAUUAUUGCUGUUUGAUUACCAGGUGUUCGAUGGAUUGAGAACAACCAUGUUCGUACUGGGCAUGUCGUUCGUGUUCAUCGGGAUUUCACUAUUGGCCCCCGACGACUACUCCAAAGGUGCUGCGCUCCUCUCAGCGGGAUUUCGUGCUAUUAAUCCUCCUCCUGGGGGAGUAGGAUCGGAUUUUAUCUCAUCUGAUCUGACAGAGUGGAUGUGUAUGUAUGAUCCUUGAGUAGGUGGAGAUGCUAGAGAUGCUAGAGAUGCUUAUCCUGCUUCCUCCUUUGCUCAGGGGAUUCCGGCGGAUGCAAACAGGUGCACAAAAACUUUUUAUUUAUUUAUUAUUAUCUUCUCUCACUAGCUGUAGAGUUUGUCUUGAGUGAUAUAUACGGUUGGUUGUUUUGAUUAUUUUCAUGAUCUUCCUGCAGGCUGGGGAAGCAGCGAAAUGAUGACGCCGAGCCCAAGGAUUCAAGGCUCCUCUGGUGGCCUCUGCGGGCAAAGGCUGAAUCUUUCCUCUCCAAGGCAAAGGUGAUUUUAGUGGGCAUCAUCCCUCUCUCUCUCUCUCACACACACACUCUUUCUCUUCGAUGUGUAGAUUUUAGAUUGACCCAGUAGAUCAAAGCAGUUUCUUGAUCUGACCCACCGGCGAACAUGAUCCCAGUAGUCAUGAUUCCACCUGAUCUUCCUGAAUUCCCGCAUAAUCUCUCUCUCUCUCUCUCUCUCUCUCUCUCUCUCUCUCUCUCUCUCUCUAUUUAUCUAUGCAUGUAUGUAUGUAUCUAUCUUUCUAUCUAUCCAUCUCCUGUGGUUGAAGAAGGAUCUGGGGUGUGCUCUGGAUGCAGGCGGCCUGCUCUCUCUCUCUAGGAUUGGGGGAGGAAUCAAUGCACGCCUCAUCAGUGCUGGUGAUGCCAAUGGUGUCGUCGAGGACGACGGGCUUCAGAGGGACCACCAUCUUCAGCCGGGCCAGGUUCGGCCCCCUGGACGAGGACCACUGGCCGGCGUUCUCCAUGGACAUCAUCGACCAUGAGCCCCCCAACGACGCGACCUUGCUCCUCCCCCGACCUUCUUCCUCCUGA